Sinocyclocheilus anshuiensis is the source of this 2439-nucleotide messenger RNA. Its product is annotated as ras-related protein Rab-35-like. Gene Ontology annotation, molecular function: GTPase activity; GTP binding. The coding region runs from base 1403 to 2032 and encodes 209 amino acids. The record is from RefSeq and is a predicted model, not a curated record. The transcript has 8 exons. NCBI's taxonomy places the organism in Eukaryota, Metazoa, Chordata, Actinopteri, Cypriniformes, Cyprinidae.
ACUUUGCAGACGGUCCCUUCGGACUUGUCUCUCAGAAGCCAGCGCAUUGAGAUCAAUGUAUUUUGUACAGAGCGCAGGAAAGCUUAUUUUGAGGACAAGUCGCUUGUAGCUCGUUUUCUACAUCACUACGAAAGAAAAGGGGCGCCAAUUGAGUAGUAAAAACAUUUUGCUCGUGAGUUAUUGAUCCGGAAAAGUCGAAUUUGUGAAUAUCUUACCAACUUUACCGAACUGAGGAUAAGUUUACGCUAUUUUAGAUUGAAAAUAAGACUAAGUCUCAGAACAUUUUGGGCUGCCUACAUAUACAACAUUUUUUAUACCGCGAAUCAACGUAUUAUGGCCAGAAAUGCUGUUUCUGUAGGCAAGCUUAUCAGUUGGUCUGUUGAAACAGAAUAGCGAUGGCAAUCUCAACAGCAACGGGAGUGGCAUGAGGAGGAUGAGGAGACAGAAACUCCGGCACAUGAUGAGGAUGAGAGUGACUCAACAUUCAGGUGCGUCGCCCUCGGAUGGGCGGACCUGAUCUCUGCGGCCGCUGGGACACUGUCCGAACUUCCCCUAACACUGAAUUCCCAGAUCCCGGUACUGCCUGCAGGACUAACCGGACACUGACCUACCACCCUAGCAGGAACUUGCGAUAAGUCUUCAGUAAUUUUCCCCAGCGUGCUCGGAAUAUGUGGUUUAAAGUGUUUUCGGAUUAGGGGACCGACAGGGACUUUUCUCACUUCCAGCUUGAAGCUGCAUUUCUACAGUGUUUUGGAGUAGCAGUGAUCUUUCAAAGUGUGGGAAGCUACCAGUCCCUGCAUGCAUCGGUUAAACAGGCGAAAUGGAAUUGUUGUGACUGAGAUGCCAUCUAUAUAUCUAGGAAAUCAAGAUUUGGAGACGAAACAACUUGGAUCUCAAACAAAUUGCCCUGUUUUCCGGAUAACUUGGUUCCUCUGCUCUGCAUUAUGAGCAUCGUCAGUAGUUAAAUAACCGUUCACUUUGUAAUCAUUUGAUACUUAACCACAACAAUGUGGUAAUGUGUUUGCACUUGAGGCCGAGGCGACGAAGAGUAAAUUCUACGUAGAUUUUAACUGUAGAUCUCUAAUGGGGACAAAAGCAAUGGAAAUAUCACUGGAAAUUUAAAGUGUUUAAGAUGAGCUAAGAAUAUUGCACUGAGAGUGCAAACGUGUUACAGACAAUGCAAAAUCACUGAUUCAUGAAUUGGAAUGCACUGAAAUCGAACUGAUGCAUCAUUUUGUGCUUGAAUUUUGAGGAAAACUGGAAAGACGAUCACAUGAUGCUCACAGUAUUUCACACAAAACCCUCCGCACUAAACGACCAGUUACUUUAAGACACAGGAAAAUUGACAGAGGACUUGAAAGCUGUUAAACUUGUUUCAUGAGGACACAUUUUGAACAGAGGAAUGGCGGGAAAAGACUACCAUCAUCUCUUCAAGUUGCUCAUCAUUGGUGACUCGAAUGUUGGGAAAAGCAGCUUGCUCCUACGAUUCGCAGACAACUCAUUUUCUGGCAGUUACAUAACUACUAUUGGAGUUGACUUCAAGAUCCGCACAGUAGAGAUUGAUGGAGAAAGAGUUAAACUCCAGAUCUGGGACACUGCAGGGCAGGAAAGGUUCAGAACCAUCACCUCUACGUAUUACAGAAACACUCAUGGUGUCAUCAUUGUUUACGAUGUCACAAAUCCUGAAUCAUUUGUCAACGUGAAAAGAUGGUUAAACGAGAUAUCACAGAACUGUGACAACGUCUGCAAAAUUUUAGUCGGAAACAAGAAUGAUGAUCCUUCUAAAAAGCUUAUGGACACUCAAGAUGCUCUGCGGUUUGGAGAGUCAGUUGGUGUGAGGUUGUUUGAGACAAGUGCUAAAGAGAAUAUCAAUGUAGAGGAGAUGUUCAUGGCUUUCACCCACAUGGUCCUUCGGGCCAAGAAACAGAGCCAGAGUCGAGCAGAAAGAGAGAGGGAGAGAGAAAAGGACACGGUCCAUAUAAAUUCCCACAGGGACAGAGAAAGGAGGAAGAAAGGGAAGAAAUGCUGUUAGAGCAGAGGUGUUAGAACAGACGGAAAGAGGGACAAAUCAAACACCUUUGCAACUUUGUUCCUUUGGGUCAAGUUUUCAGCUCAGAAAUGUGACUUUUUCAUGAUAACACUGCGCUUAAGAUAAAACCAAGAGGAAUAAAAAUAACUUGCUAUUAUGUGCCGAACUUCAGUGUUUGUUUACACAGAUGUUUAUCAAUGUAAGUUUUUUUUUUUUUUUUUUACAAAAGGGUUAUUGACUGGCAUGGAUUUACACUGGGAUCAAAAGCCUGGUCCAGGAAAGACACUAUACACAAACUGUCUUAUGUGUUCCACUGUGAUUUAGUGAGAGAUGUUUCUUGUUGGAUUAAAAUGGACUUGAUAUAUGCCAUUAAUGUAUGCAAAUAAUAAAUUAGCAAUAAAAUAUGAUUU